Oncorhynchus kisutch (coho salmon) is the source of this 8072-nucleotide messenger RNA. RefSeq names its product cysteine/serine-rich nuclear protein 1-like. The record is from RefSeq and is a predicted model, not a curated record. Gene Ontology annotation, cellular component: nucleus. Gene Ontology annotation, biological process: regulation of transcription by RNA polymerase II. Gene Ontology annotation, molecular function: sequence-specific DNA binding; DNA-binding transcription factor activity, RNA polymerase II-specific. The transcript has 5 exons. Bases 244 to 2157 code for a protein of 637 amino acids. Lineage: Eukaryota; Metazoa; Chordata; Actinopteri; Salmoniformes; Salmonidae.
GAAGCAGCGUGGGCAGCCAGCCUCCCUGUGGCACCGCUGCGUCACGGUUUUUCCAGUGACGAGGAGGCUGCGCUGCGGAGCGGUCUGUCUCAGACAAGGGGAAGGCUGCCACUGACAGUGUGCUCUGCUACAGUCGAGACAAAAGCGAGAGGUCUGUUUGAGGAUAAAGUGCAAUUGUGUCGCUUGGAUUGUGACUAUAUUUUCACUAAUGAUGAUCUGAUAUCUGAAGUAUUGAUCAGCUCCAUGCUAGCUAGAGCCAUGAGCGGUUUACUGAAGAGGAAGUUUGAGGAGGUCUGUGAUGAGGACCAGUGCUACUCCUCGUCCUCCUCCCUGUCGUCCUCAGCCUACUCCGGGUGGGACUCGGAGGGCGAGAGCUGCUACUCAGACACCCUUGACUCAACACCCAGCAACCCUGGCUCUCCAGACACACACUACAAUACCAAGUCCAUCCUGAAGAAGGCUAAGUGUGAGCAGGGUGGGCGGGGCAACGUGACCUUUGACAUGCUGACAGUGUUCCUGUUCCCGCGGUGCCAGGGCUUCAGCAGCGUGCCCAGUAGGGGGGGCUGUUCCCUGGGCAUGAUGCAGCACCACAGCGCCCUCCGCAGGUACACCCUGGAUGAGUACGCUGUGGAGCAACACACCCUCCGUCGGGAGAAACUCCUCGACCGCCUCCGAGAGGAGAAACUGGAUGCUCUCAAACAGAAGCUGACUAAGGGAGGCACGGUAGAGUCAGAGGAGGCUGACCGCCUCACCGUCGAAGACAUCCCAGAGGACGAGAUGGACAUUAGCAGCUGUAACCUAGACGACGGCUCCUUCCUCCACCCCUACCCCUCCAAGAGGAGACAUGCCCUGCUGAAGGCUGCGGGGGUGAAGGUGGAGAAGCAGGAGAAGAGACAGCUGCAGCAGCUCCGAGUGUCCAGGGAGGACUGUGGGUGUGACUGCCAGGGUUUCUGUGAGCCAGAGACCUGUGCCUGCAGCCUGGCAGGCAUCAAGUGUCAGAUGGACCACUCGUCAUUUCCCUGCGGCUGCACUAAGGAUGGCUGCGGUAACCAGGAAGGUCGUAAAGAGUUCAACUCCAGCCGGGUUCAGACCCACUACAUCCACACCAUCAUGAAGCUAGAGCUGGAGAAGAGACUGGAGGAGACGUCUGGACCAGAGGAAGAGGACCUGGAAGAGACCGCCCCAUGUCACUACUACAACCCCUUGUCCAACCGCUCCUCCUUCCACUUCAUCUCAAAGCUGGCGGCGGUCAGGGAGAACAGCUGUAGUAGCGACAUGACCGACUCCUCUGCCUCCUCUGGGGGGAGUGAAUCCUCAGAGGAAGGGGCGGAGUUAUUGGUGGGGUUAGGGCGGCGCUCCCGGGAGGAUGGCCCUCUGCGGGAUGAUGUGGAUGAGAACGGACUGAGCCGCAUCCUCAGCUUCAGUGACAUCGACGACAACGACGACUACAAUGUAAACAACCGCGUUGUCAAUGACAACCGCUGCUGCCCCGAGCAACGUCUACAGCAACAGCCGUGGAUGUUGACAGGGUUUAUUACGGCAGACUUCCAAGAGGAUAAUAACAAUCUAGAGGUGCACAGAGACAACCGGGCCAUGGCCAUAACACAACUGUUAGAUGAUAACGCUAACCAAGGCAACGCUCUGUUCCACCACAGCGGCUGCAGUGUCCCCAACAUGCCCUCUUUCUCAGUAGACAGCCCCAACACCCCCUCUUCCUCAGUAGACUGCCCCAACACCCCCUCUUCCUCAGUAGACUGCCCGAACACCCCCUCUUCCUCAGUAGACUGCCCCAACACCCCCUCUUCCUCAGUAGACUGCCCCAACACCCCCUCUUCCUCAGUAGACUGCCCCAACACCCCCUCUUCCUCAGUAGAUGGCACCGCUGCCAGCCUGUCCUCAGAGUCUGACCUGGAGUUCUUUGAUGGUUUCUGUCUGGGUCCUUCCUCCCUCUACAACUCCCUAAAGGAAUACCAACACAUGGACAGCUUCUUUCACUUCCAGUUGCCUAGUUACCCCAGCAGCCAAUCACAGGCCAGUGACCCUGGGGCCUGUCUCCUGGAGUCUCUGAUUGGUCUGUCAGAAUCUGUCCCAGAACCCCCUGCAACGUUCAGACAAUCAACCAGACCUGAACUGCCAACUGUGUUCUGGGCUAUGUAGUGAAUUAGGGGGGACCGUAGGUAAACUGCUGUUGGAAGAAGCUGUGAUUUCUCGCUCCCCUAUCUAUUGUUAAUGAGAUUCCGUUCUUGCUUUCCAAAUCUUAGCAAAAGCAGUUGGUAAUUAUUGCUGUAUGAAAUGGCAGCGAACAUUUAAUUUGGAAAAAAGAAAGUGAGACUAACAUAAACGUGAACGCUCGAUUGUGUAAUCUGAGUCAUGUAUCUGUGACCAUACGCUGAUGCCGUGUGCUGAAGCCAAGCCUGCCCCUCCACACUAACACAACACAGAGGGUAACUGGUGCUAGUUGCUGUUCUGUUUGGGGACAUGGCCAGUAGGGACUUUUUCAGGGACUUUUUCUAGCUUUAGGAAGCAGACCGUUGUGGCCAUUGAAACACUGUUGGAUUUACACACACAGAGACACACAGAGACACACACACAGAGAGAGACACACACACAGAGAGAGACACACACACAGAGAGACACACACACACAGAGAGACACACACACACAGAGAGACACACACACACAGAGAGACACACACACACAGAGAGAGACACACACACAGAGAGAGACACACACACAGAGAGAGAGACACACACAGAGAGAGAGACACACACAGAGAGAGACACACACACAGAGAGAGACACACACACAGAGAGAGACACACACACACAGAGAGACACACACACACACAGAGACACACACACACAGAGAGACAGACAAACCCCCACUAGAAUCAUAACGUCCUCAUAACCCCGUUUCCCAUUACGUCUCUGUGCUCCGUCCCAGUUGACCCAGUUAGGGGGGGGUGUCAACCCCUGUGUUUCAUCCUAAAGCUAGAGGCCCCCAUAAUGGUGCCCAAGGCUCUGGUAUGGUACAGCAGUCCCUCCGUAAGCCCCUUGGUCAGCACUUUAUCUGUGAAACUGAUGAUUGAUGAACCAUAACUUCCUGGUUCUCCAUCUAUGAUUGACUUUUACUUGUAAUUAGUUUUUGGUUUUUUAUUUUAUGAUUUUCAAUUUAUUUUCAGAUAAAAAAGCCUGUUAAACGUAGGUUAUAGUGCACUACGUCAGACCAGAGCCCUAUGGCUCCCUAUUGGGGCGGCUGGGUAGCCUAGUGGUUAGAGCAUUGGACUAGUAACCGGAAGGUUGCAAGUUCAAAUCCCCGAGCUGACAAGGUACAAAUCUGUCGUUCUGCCCCUGAACAGGCAGUUAACCCACUGUUCCUAGGCCAUCAAUGUAAAUAAGAAUUUGUUCUUAACUGACUUGCCUAGUUAAAUAAAGGUAAAAUAAAUAAAUUGACGGGAGCCCGAGGGGCACUAAUAGGAAACAGAGAGCCAUUUGAGGUGCAUUCCCUUAUCCAUAAAAUCCCUGCUCUGCUCAGAGACAUUGUUGGGAUUUGGGGAAAAUGGGAUUAUUUAAAAGCCAUUGCGAAAUGAUUUAAUGGUCCAAUGCAGCUGUUUUUAUCUCAAUAUCAAAUCAUUUCUGGGUAAUAAUUAAGUACCUUACUGGGAUUGUUGUCAAUUAAAAUGGUCACAAAGAAGGACAAAAUGCAUUCUUAGCAAAGGGCAAUAUUUUAGCUCUGGCUGUCUGGGAGUGGUCUGAGUGGGGAGGGGAAAACAGAACAUUAGCUGUUAUUGGCAGAGACGUUUGGAACUCUUUCUUAUUGGUCUAUUUACUGCAUGGUGACCAUGGAAGGACAAAACUCAAUCUCAACAAAAGAGGCUUACAUUUCAACUGGUCUUUUCAAACCGUUCUUACACUUAAAGGGCACUAUCAUCAUUCCACAGUGUUAUUCCAACCUCCUAGUGUGGAAAGAUAGAUAAAACACAGGAAAUCGUUUUUGACUGGGCCUGUAUCCUUUUAAUAUUUUUACAUAUUACAUUUUGGUUACAUUUUUUGUAAUUAUUUCAGAUUACUAGUUUAUGACGUUGGGCUAUAAGAGAGCGAGGGAUGUUGUUGUUACUCAGUGCCUGUGUUUUUGGCACAUUUUCUACUAGCCCAGUCUGAAAAUGUAAUUUAACUUCUAUCCCUGAGCACAGUGCUUCCAUUUGAGCUGUGGGACUGAAUACUGUGUAACCUACUUUCUAAAUCAAACAUUUGUACUAAAGGUCUAUUGAUAUUUCUGCCUAUAAUGUUACCAUAGAGAAUCACACAAAUAUUUUAAUAACUCAUUUAUGUAGAUUGAAAGAAAAAAUAUAUCAUCUGUAUCACUGACAAAUUAAUUAUUUUAUUAAGAAAAUACAAAUUGCAAAUUGCAUAAUUCGAAAUAUUGAAAUCUUUAAUAUAUGACUUAUAGAGAUGCCGAUUAUGAAUGCUAUUGCUGUAUAGCAUUUUGAAGUAUUUUUCACCAGUUAGAUUGUUUUGGACUAUAAAUGACGCUAAAACUAAAAUUAAUGAGAAAAUAUCCAUAUGAUUGUACUCUAAAUGGUCUGGUUGUGACCGAGAUCACAUUGUAUUGUAAAUGAAGUGAUCAAAUAUCAAGGUUUUGUGGAGAAAAACAAAAUGCAAAAAGCCUGAGGUACAUAUCCCAUCCUACGCUGUUCUACAGCCAGCCUAUAGUGAGCCCCCUAUAGGACAAGGGUAUUCAACUCUUACCCAACCAGUUCCAGAACCUGCUGGUUUACUGUUCUACAGCCAGCCUAUAGUGAGCCUCCUAUAGGACAAGGGUAUUCAACUCUUACCCUACCAGUUCCAGAACCUGCUGGUUUACUGUUCUACAGCCAGCCUAUAGUGAGCCCCCUAUAGGACAAGGGUAUUCAACUCUUACCCUACCAGUUCCAGAACCUGCUGGUUUACUGUUCUACAGCCAGCCUAUAGUGAGCCCCCUAUAGGACAAGGGUAUUCAACUCUUACCCUACCAGUUCCAGAACCUGCUGGUUUACUGUUCUACAGCCAGCCUAUAGUGAGCCUCCUAUAGGACAAGGGUAUUCAACUCUUACCCUACCAGUUCCAGAACCUGCUGGUUUACUGUUCUAUAGCCAGCCUAUAGUGAGCCCCCUAUAGGACAAGGGUAUUCAACUCUUACCCUACCAGUUCCAGAACCUGCUGGUUUACUGUUCUACAGCCAGCCUAUAGUGAGCCCCCUAUAGGACAAGGGUAUUCAACUCUUACCCUACCAGUUCCAGAACCUGCUGGUUUACUGUUCUACAGCCAGCCUAUAGUGAGCCCCCUAUAGGACAAGGGUAUUCAACUCUUACCCUACCAGUUCCAGAACCUGCUGGUUUACUGUUCUACAGCCAGCCUAUAGUGAGCCCCCUAUAGGACAAGGGUAUUCAACUCUUACCCUACCAGUUCCAGAACCUGCUGGUUUACUGUUCUACAGCCAGCCUAUAGUGAGCCCCCUAUAGGACAAGGGUAUUCAACUCUUACCCUACCAGUUCCAGAACCUGCUGGUUUACUGUUCUACAGCCAGCCUAUAGUGAGCCUCCUAUAGGACAAGGGUAUUCAACUCUUACCCUACCAGUUCCAGAACCUGCUGGUUUACUGUUCUACAGCCAGCCUAUAGUGAGCCUCCUAUAGGACAAGGGUAUUCAACUCUUACCCUACCAGUUCCAGAACCUGCUGGUUUACUGUUCUACAGCCAGCCUAUAGUGAGCCCCCUAUAGGACAAGGGUAUUCAACUCUUACCCUACCAGUUCCAGAACCUGCUGGUUUACUGUUCUACAGCCAGCCUAUAGUGAGCCUCCUAUAGGACAAGGGUAUUCAACUCUUACCCUACCAGUUCCAGAACCUGCUGGUUUACUGUUCUACAGCCAGCCUAUAGUGAGCCCCCUAUAGGACAAGGGUAUUCAACUCUUACCCUACCAGUUCCAGAACCUGCUGGUUUACUGUUCUACAGCCAGCCUAUAGUGAGCCUCCUAUAGGACAAGGGUAUUCAACUCUUACCCUACCAGUUCCAGAACCUGCUGGUUUACUGUUCUACAGCCAGCCUAUAGUGAGCCCCCUAUAGGACAAGGGUAUUCAACUCUUACCCUACCAGUUCCAGAACCUGCUGGUUUACUGUUCUACAGCCAGCCUAUAGUGAGCCUCCUAUAGGACAAGGGUAUUCAACUCUUACCCUACCAGUUCCAGAACCUGCUGGUUUACUGUUCUACAGCCAGCCUAUAGUGAGCCUCCUAUAGGACAAGGGUAUUCAACUCUUACCCUACCAGUUCCAGAACCUGCUGGUUUACUGUUCUACAGCCAGCCUAUAGUGAGCCCCCUAUAGGACAAGGGUAUUCAACUCUUACCCUACCAGUUCCAGAACCUGCUGGUUUACUGUUCUACAGCCAGCCUAUAGUGAGCCUCCUAUAGGACAAGGGUAUUCAACUCUUACCCUACCAGUUCCAGAACCUGCUGGUUUACUGUUCUACAGCCAGCCUAUAGUGAGCCUCCUAUAGGACAAGGGUAUUCAACUCUUACCCUACCAGUUCCAGAACCUGCUGGUUUACUGUUCUACAGCCAGCCUAUAGUGAGCCUCCUAUAGGACAAGGGUAUUCAACUCUUACCCUACCAGUUCCAGAACCUGCUGGUUUACUGUUCUACAGCCAGCCUAUAGUGAGCCUCCUAUAGGACAAGGGUAUUCAACUCUUACCCUACCAGUUCCAGAACCUGCUGGUUUACUGUUCUACAGCCAGCCUAUAGUGAGCCCCCUAUAGGACAAGGGUAUUCAACUCUUACCCUACCAGUUCCAGAACCUGCUGGUUUACUCUUCUACAGCCAGCCUAUAGUGAGCCUCCUAUAGGACAAGGGUAUUCAUCUCUUACCCUACCAGUUCCAGAACCUGCUGGUUUACUGUUCUACAGCCAGCCUAUAGUGAGCCCCCUAUAGGACAAGGGUAUUCAACUCUUACCCUACCAGUUCCAGAACCUGCUGGUUUACUGUUCUACAGGAUAAUUGCACACACCUCUUGUCCCAGGUCUAAAUCAGUCCCUGAUUUAGAGGGGAACAAUGAAAAAGGGCAGUGGAUCUGGCUUGGAGGUCCUGAGUUGAGUUUGAUGGGUGUAGGAGUUAUGCAUGAUGCUCCCAUUCAUACUGUCUAUAUGUUUUCUGAUUGUUCUAUACGUUGAACAGUGAACAUGUAUUCUUCUGUUAUCUGCCUUAAUUUGCUGACUUUUAUAAAUCCACCUGAUGGGGUUUUCUAUGUGUUGAGAUCACCUGAUGGGGUUUUAUAUUGCAACCAACAGGACACCUGAUAGGGUUUUAUAUUGCCUCCAACAGGACACCUGAUGGAGUGUUAUAUUGCAACCAACAGGAUACCUGAUAGGGUUUUAUAUUGCCACCAACAGGACACCUGAUGGGAUUUUAUAUUGCCACCAACAGGACACCUGAUGGGGUUUUAUAUUGCCACCAACAGGACACCUGAUGGGGUUUUAUAUUGCCACCAAUAGGACACCUGAUGGGGUUUUAUAUUGCCACCUAUAGGACACCUGAUGGGUUUUUAUAUUGCCACCAACAGGACACCUGAUGGGGUUUUAUAUUGCCACCAACAGGACACCUGAUGGAGUGUUAUAUUGCAACCAACAGGAUACCUGAUAGGGUUUUAUAUUGCCACCAACAGGACACCUGAUGGGGUUUUAUAUUGCCACCAACAGGACACCUGAUGGGGUUUUAUAUUGCCACCAACAGACACCUGAUAGGGGUUUAUAUUGGUUGAGAUCACCUGAGAAGGGUUUAUAUUGCCACCAACAGGACACCUGAGCUUCUCUGGUGUAAAUGCAUCAUUAUCAAUGAAGACAUGGCAACAAUGGUAAUUAUUCAUGUAAAGUACCAUGGCUUUUUUAAUUACAAUGUGUAUUUUGUUGUACAUAUUUUCUGCUUGAAUGGUACUGCAGAGCAAACCAAGCGGCUUUAUUGUUUUCUCAUUGUCACUCUUUAACUGAAAAGUCAUUUUUUACAGUUUGUCCCUUCAAAAUAAAAAUAAACAUUUCAUUUCUUAAA